Fraxinus pennsylvanica is the source of this 1125-nucleotide messenger RNA. The record is from the annotation of a GenBank genome assembly. NCBI's taxonomy places the organism in Eukaryota, Viridiplantae, Streptophyta, Magnoliopsida, Lamiales, Oleaceae.
AUGGAACUUGGUUCAGCCUCUUCUUCUUCAUCAGCUUCUGGUGGAUCAAACUCACUCAAUGGCUUGAAGUUUGGCAAGAAAAUCUACUUUGAAGAUGUGGGUGUUGGAGUGCAGGACAAAUUUAGUGGUGGGUCGCCAUCUCUGCCGCCAACGGCCGCCGGACUGCCUCCCCCGUCACCUGCCAAGAAGGGGAGAAGUGGGGUGGGGCAGGGUGGGCAGCGACCCAGGUGCCAAGUAGAAGGGUGUAACGUAGAUCUGAGUGAUGCUAAGGCUUACUAUUCAAGGCAUAAAGUAUGUAGUAUGCACUCCAAGUUCCCAAAGGUCAUUGUUGCAGGCCUUGAGCAAAGGUUUUGCCAGCAAUGCAGCAGGUUUCAUCAAUUGCCUGAAUUUGACCAAGGAAAACGGAGUUGCCGCAGACGACUUGCAGGCCACAAUGAGCGUAGGAGGAAGCCGCCUCCUGGAUCUUUAAUGUCCACUCGCUAUGGAAAUCUUUCUUCGUCCAUAUUCGAAAACCAUGGAAGAACUGGAGGCUUUGUGAUGGACUUUGCUACAAACCCAAUUCUGACUGGGAGGGAUUCAUGGCCAAAUACAAUGUCGUCUGAACAAGUGGUGGGCAAUCAAGUUAAGAUCGCAGGAAAGUUUGCACUUUCAUGGCAGGGCAAUUUGCAAAAUCCUCCUCCAGAUCUUCUGCAAGGUUUAACGACCCGAACCAGUUAUCUGGGUCCUGGAGUAUCUUCUGAAGAACGUUACAGUGGAGUCUCGGACUCCAGCAGUGCUCUCUCUCUUCUGUCAAAUCAACCGUGGGGCUCAAGAAACCUUUCAUCCAGUCAUGGAGAGAACAGUUCACUUGAUGCCAAUGGGACACCCCUAGUUCAGCCAUUGGUUACCCACACUGCACCCAUUGAACACUUUUCAGUAUUCUCGCACAAUUUUAAGGGCAACCAAGUCAGUAGUACUUUGCAAGAGAGGCCUCCUAAUCUUGGUUUGGGUCAAAUUUCACAGCCUGAUAACAGUCCGUAUUCCAAUGAAAUCGAGAUGGCUCGACAGGGCGGAGGACAGUACCAUGAACUUCUCCAGUCCAGGGGUUUUAAUUCUUCUGUCCAGCAUAUGAACUGGUCACUUUAG